This is a messenger RNA of Beauveria bassiana ARSEF 2860, 1722 nucleotides long. RefSeq names its product putative pyruvate decarboxylase. Gene Ontology annotation, molecular function: carboxy-lyase activity; magnesium ion binding; thiamine pyrophosphate binding. The record is from RefSeq and is a predicted model, not a curated record. The transcript has 4 exons. Lineage: Eukaryota; Fungi; Ascomycota; Sordariomycetes; Hypocreales; Cordycipitaceae. The coding region runs from base 1 to 1722 and encodes 573 amino acids.
AUGACGGACAUUAGAGUGAACAACCUCAAGGCGCCGGUUGACGUAGCGGAAUACUUGUUUCAUCGAUUAUAUGAAAUUGGUGUUCGCUCUGUUCAUGGCGUUCCCGGCGACUAUAACUUGGUCGCACUCGACUACCUCCCCAAAGCAAACUUGAAAUGGAUCGGAAGCGUCAAUGAACUAAACGCAGCUUAUGCUGCUGAUGGCUACGCUCGGAUCAACACGGUUGGCGCUCUCAUCACAACCUUUGGAGUUGGUGAGCUCUCCGCCCUCAACGGCAUCGCUGGAGCCUACUCCGAGCAUAUCCCCGUGGUGCACAUUGUCGGGUGUCCCUCCACUCGUUCUCAGAAGCAAGGCAUGCUUCUCCAUCACACCCUGGGCAACGGUGACUUCAAUGUCUUUGCAAACAUGAGCUCCCACAUCUCCUGCAACGUCGCGAAGCUCAACGACCCGCAAGACAUUGCCGUCUUGAUUGACCACGCUCUGCGUGAGUGUUUUGUCAAGUCGCGUCCGGUAUACCUCAUGCUGCCGAGCGACAUGGUGACUGCCAAGAUCGAGGGCGAGAGACUGGAGACGCCCAUUGAUCUGUCCGAUCCCAGCAACGAUCCAGAGCAGGAAAAGUACAUUGUGGAUGUCAUCUUGCGAUAUCUUGAGUCUGCGAAAUCCCCCGUUAUUCUGGUCGAUGCGUGUGCGAUCCGCCAUCGCGUCUUAAGUGAGGUCCACGACCUCAUCGCCAAAACCAACCUGCCCGUCUUCGUCACACCGAUGGGUAAGAGCGCGAUCAACGAGGAUCAUUCGAAUUUUGGUGGCGUUUAUGCGGGCGAGGGCUCUCAACCAUACAGUGUCAAGAAAUUUGUCGAGUCCUCUGAUUUGAUUCUGUCCAUCGGCACUCUGCAGAGUGACUUCAAUACUGCAGGUUUCUCUUUUCGCACGUCCAAGCUCAAUGUCAUUGAUCUGCAUAGCGAUCAUUGCAUUAUUCACUACUCAACGUAUCCUGGUGCUCGGAUGAAGGGUGUUCUCCGCAGGCUCAACGACGCUAUGGAACCCAGCAAGCUCUCCGUAACCCAGGCAUUAGCCUUCAAAAAUGAGGUUCAAGAAAAUGACGAUGGAACACCAACUAUCACUCAGGCCUGGUUCUGGCCGCGCGUGGGCGAAUUCUUCGCCAAGGACGACAUUGUUGUUACAGAGACGGGUACUGCAAACUUUGGCAUCUGGAGCUCCAAAUUUCCUUCUGGAGUCACUGCUCUCAGCCAGGUUCUGUGGGGUAGUAUUGGCUGGUCUGUCGGUGCUGCUCAGGGAGCUUGCAUGGCGGCUAAGGAUAUGGGAAGCAAGCGACGAACCAUUCUGUUUGUCGGAGACGGAUCAUUCCAACUCACUGCUCAGGAACUCAGUACAAUGAUUCGACACGGGCUCAAGCCUAUCAUCUUUCUUUUGAACAAUGAUGGCUACACAAUUGAGAGGUACAUUCAUGGAAUGGAUGCCGAAUACAAUGACAUCAACGGUUGGAACUAUACCGCUCUUGUUGAUGUCAUGGGGGGUUCCAACACCGCUGCCAAACAUGUCGUCAAGACCAAGUCUGAACUUGAAAAGCUCUUGACUGAUUCAACCUUCAACUCGGCUGAUGGCCUUCAAUUCGUGGAAGUCAUCAUGCCCAGAGACGACGCGCCAUCUGCACUGAUCACAACGGCACAGGCCAGUGCAAGAACAAAUGCAGAACAAAAUUAA